Scomber scombrus (Atlantic mackerel) is the source of this 492-nucleotide messenger RNA. RefSeq names its product neuritin-like. The record is from RefSeq and is a predicted model, not a curated record. Gene Ontology annotation, cellular component: plasma membrane. Lineage: Eukaryota; Metazoa; Chordata; Actinopteri; Scombriformes; Scombridae. Gene Ontology annotation, biological process: nervous system development; neuron projection extension.
AUGUCUGACCACGUGAGUUUACAUGCGGACGAGUCUGCAGAGUCUCAGACGGACGAGUUCAAAACUACCGAGAUCAUCUGUGCGUCUGAAGCUCAAGUGCUUCGAGUCUCCGUGUUGCAGACAGUGCUGGUCAGUGCUGGUCAAUGUGACUCGGUGUUUAAAGGUUUCUCCGACUGUCUGCUUCAGUUGGGAGAAAACAUGGCGAAUUAUCAAGACCUGGACGACAGGGAGAACCUGCACAAGAUCUGCACUUACUGGGAUAACUUCCACUCCUGUGCCAUGACGGCUCUGGCCGACUGCCAGGAAGGAGCGACGGACCUCUGGGAGAAGCUGAAAAAGGAGUCCCGCAACCUGGAUUUCCGUGGGAGUCUGUUUGAACUCUGUGGCGGCAGCAACGGGGCCCCCGGAUGGAGCGACGCCAGGGGCCACCGCCGCCGCCUCGCCGUGCUCCUCACCACACUGCCCACCAUACUGACUUGGCUGGCGUUUUAA